AUGGCAUUGUCCUCUAUCACUACCGAGUUGCCAAAUUCGAAGCAGAUCGUUUUGACCUUUAUAUAUCCCUUGCUCUGCAUUGUGAAGAACAUGCAAGAAAGAUCCUCUGCCAACCCCCGUCUCACCACUCUGCUGGAGGAGAAGCGUGUCGUCUUGAUUUGCUUUUUCCUUGCUUUUGGUCAAUUCCAAUAUGGCUACGACUCCGCAGCGGUGUCGGGAUUCCAGAGCAUGCCUGGGUUUCUCUCCAUAUAUGGCUAUAAGGAUCCAGACAGUACCAUUGGCUACAAUAUCAGCACCGAAGUUCAGCGGCUGAUCCAGAGUCUCAUGAAUCUGGGUGGCUUGGUAGCCACUACUGUCAUCUACUUUGUUGGUGACAGAGCCGGCCGACGGACUGGGCUUUGGGCAGCCUGUCUCUUUGGAAUCGUUGCCAUAUCGAUCCAGAUUGGCUCGACGACCAUGGCAGCUUUGUAUAUUGGACGGCUAUUUCUCGGAUUUUCAAACGGGCUCUUUGUCGCCUACUCCGUCACCUAUAUCAGUGAAGUCGCCCCUUCCCAUUUCCGCGGGUCCAUUGUCGGCUUGGUUGUCUUUCAAACCUCCUUUGGCGCGCUGAUAGGCAUCCUUGUUGACAACUACACAAACGCCUCUAUUUCGCGUGUAUGCUAUCAGAUACCCCUCGCUGUAAUGUAUAUAGUUCCAGCUUGUAUCGGUAUUGUUCUUAUUUGGCUGCCUGAUACUCCUCGGUAUUAUAUUUCGCGUGGACGGGAAGACAGAGCGGCCCUUUCAAUACGAAAAAUUCGUGGUAUUACGGACAACUCCCGCAUCGACGCUGAAAUCCUUGAUAUCAAGAAUGCCUGGAUAACAGAGAAAGAGCUCCAUCGUGGAAUUCAUCUGCGAGAUAUGUUCAGCGGCCCCGAUCUGCGUCGAACGCUGAUCUGUUUGGGUGUAUCUAUUGGCCAAACUGCCACUGGUAUUAUUUUUGUCUCUGGCUAUUCGGUUUACUUUUACGUCCAAGCCCGCAUUGCUCAGCCCUUUACCUGGGUCAUGGUUGGUCUCGCGAUCUCAAUGACAGGCAACCUGGCGGCGUUUCCCGCUAUGCGCUUCCUUCCCCGGCGCGUGCUACUCAUCAGUUGCUCCGCAAUGAGUGCUGUCUUCAUGUUCGCCAACGCCAUUACUUAUACCAAGAGCACAGUCGGCUCUCCCGGUGCUGGCAAAGCCCUGAUCGGACUUAACAUCUUUUACACCUGGUUUUACGGCAUUGGCCAGGGCCCUGUUCUGUGGGCUAUUGCCGGGGAGGUGCCGUCCCAGCGACUGCGUGCACAAACCGUUGCUCUUGCGAACGGCAUCAAUUUCGUCUUCAGUUGGCUGUGUCAGUUCUGUACCCCUUACUUCAUCAAUCCGGAUUCGCUGAACUGGGGCCCUAAGUAUUGCUAUAUCUGGGGUGGCAGCAACGCUGUACUGGCGAUCUGGGUCUUCCUCUUUGUCCCUGAGACGAAGGGGCGGAGCUUGGAGCAGCUGGAUGAAUUGUUGAAAAGGGCGUGUCGACUCGCAAGUUCUCGAGUCAUGUCACGGAACGUCAAGCUGUGGAUGCGGAUAAGACCAUGGCGCAUCAGUUUGCCGGUACGCCAGUAG
Molecule: messenger RNA, 1629 nt
Organism: Rasamsonia emersonii CBS 393.64
Lineage: Eukaryota; Fungi; Ascomycota; Eurotiomycetes; Eurotiales; Trichocomaceae
Exons: 2
Coding region: 1-1629 (542 amino acids)
Biological process (GO): carbohydrate transport; transmembrane transport
Cellular component (GO): membrane
Molecular function (GO): carbohydrate:proton symporter activity
Source: RefSeq, a predicted model, not a curated record